UACUCCGGAAAAUGUCACUCGGCAAACGUCUCCGGCUCGACGAAGUCAUUACUUCAAUGCCGGAGCUUGGUCCAACGUUACCCGACGGUGGCUUCUCCUGGAUCGUUCUCGUCGGCGUCAUGGCCAUUCAGAUGACUGUACCAAGUAUAUCGUCGAUGUACGGUGUAGUUUUGGGAUACAUGGUAAGAGACGAUACUCCGGACUUUGACAUGUGGACGAAGAAGAUCGCCCUGACGCCGAUACUGUUUACAGCCUUUUGGAGCAUAGCAGAUCCCUGGACGCGAAUAAUCGUCAAGCUGGCAUCGGUGCCGCGGCUCAUCGGUCUCGUGGGAGUUUCGUUGCUGUCGGUCGGCGUUUUGGCGUCGGGUUAUUUGGCGAGCGGUGGAGUGGGCGCUUAUUUGGCAGGAAUGAGCGCCGGAGCGGUGAUGGGGAUCGGGGCGAGUUUCGUGCUCGUCCAGAGCGAGAACGUGCUGCGAAGACACUUCAGAACGCGUCUGAGAUUGGCAUUGACGCUGCGCAGCUUGGCUCUGAGCGCGGGUCUCGUUUUGGCGCCAGGAUUCGCGCUGGCUUUGCUCUCCGAGUCUGGCUUGCACAUGGGCUUGCUCAUGAUGGCGUGCGUUUUCACGCCGACGGCCCUGGGAACGAUGGCUCUCCGCUCGCCGAAUCUGCGAUCCUGCUCGUCCCCGUACUCGCUCCUCUUGAGCGAGGAGGACAACGAACUGACUCCCCGGAGGAAUCCUAACGUCGCUCGCGACUCGCAACCGGCAGAAACUUCGGUGAACUCUGGCGACGCGAUUUACGAAAUCGCUGAGGAGGCUUCCGCCAAAGGAGAAGAUCCGCCGUCGCUCUUCUCCCAGGGAAAUAACGCCUUCAACUACCAAGACCCCGACGACGAUCUCGACCUCUUCGUCGCCCCUGCACUCAAGUCCAUUCACUUCACGUGGAAACAGGAAUUCCAAGUUUUUCGAUCCCUCAAAUUUUGGCUCGGUACCGCAGCCUGUCUCGGGGCCAGGCUCGGAGCUCUUUUCCUGUGGAUUCUUCUGCCCAGUUUAACCGUCACGAGGAUCGAAGAUGCUGACCUCUCCGAUGGGGCGAGCCUCUCCAUCGUCGCUGGGAUCGGGACUCUCGUACCGAAUGCCGCGGCCUACUGGAGACCGAGCACCGCGAGAUGGAGGAGCUUGGCUUUCGGCGGCUCGUCUUGGCUCGGAGCUUUUGUCCUCUUCGGGCUUUCGUACAACUUUAGCUACCCCGGCCUCGCGAUUCUCGCGUUCGCCGGUGGCGUUGCCGUCGGCGGUUCGGCGGUCAGCGUCGAGUCAGCGCUGCAAGACACUUUGGGAGAUCAACCAGCCAGAAAAGCUCACACGAUCCUCUCCACUCUCGUCGGACUCGCUAUUCUCCUGUUCUCGUUUAUUCAAAGUCCUUCUCUCUGCCUCCAAUUGGCGGCUCUUUCACAGUGUGUCGGAGGAGCUUACUGGGUGAUAGUGCCCUGUCUGGGCUCGAUCCGGGCUCGGUGAUCGCUUGUCAUCGGGCUGUUAAGUGACUCGCGAAGGUGCAGGAGCAGUCUAUACCUACGUUAAGAAUGCAUUUGUAACGUUUUUUACGAGAUUCGUGAAAUAUUGUAAAGAAUACGAAGCGAAGAAAGAAGAACUGUUGUAACAGUAGUUU
Venturia canescens is the source of this 1665-nucleotide messenger RNA. RefSeq names its product monocarboxylate transporter 5-like. The transcript is spliced from 5 exons. Gene Ontology annotation, biological process: transmembrane transport. Bases 12 to 1514 code for a protein of 500 amino acids. NCBI's taxonomy places the organism in Eukaryota, Metazoa, Arthropoda, Insecta, Hymenoptera, Ichneumonidae. Gene Ontology annotation, molecular function: monocarboxylic acid transmembrane transporter activity. Gene Ontology annotation, cellular component: membrane. The record is from RefSeq and is a predicted model, not a curated record.